Molecule: messenger RNA, 1314 nt
Organism: Dipodomys ordii (Ord's kangaroo rat)
Lineage: Eukaryota; Metazoa; Chordata; Mammalia; Rodentia; Heteromyidae
Product: transducin-like enhancer protein 2
Exons: 8
Coding region: 1-1314 (437 amino acids)
Biological process (GO): regulation of DNA-templated transcription; negative regulation of canonical Wnt signaling pathway
Cellular component (GO): transcription regulator complex; nucleus
Molecular function (GO): transcription corepressor activity; protein binding
Source: RefSeq, a predicted model, not a curated record
AUGGCUGAGGAGAAGGAAGCGGAUGCCUUCAAGAUACUGAGGAUUCACGACAGACGCGUGGAGAGGAGAACCCUGCGGGAGAGUUACGCCGCCGCCCCUCAGCUGCAGCGAGGACAGCAGCCGCUGGGCAGUUCUUAUGCGAGCUCCCCACUGCCCCCCGCACAGCACAGCCCCGUGUAUCAGGAACUGAGCAACAUGACCCAAGAGCAGUGGGACCUCCAGAGCAGGGACACAUCCGGACUCCAGGCCAUGUGGUUCUCGGAGGGAGAACUGAAGGACAGAGCUGGCCCCAGCUGCUCUGCUCAGUCCCCCAUCCUGACUCCAGCAUCAGGGUGCCAUGCUGUGGCUUCUUCUAGAGAGCUGUGCUCUGGGGCACCCCAGGGCCAGCCCCCAGUCCCGCCUGAGGUGAUGGUCAGGAGGGCCCCGGGCGAUUUCUGCAAGGUGGGCACGCUGCUCCACGGGAAGAGGGUCAACGCCAUUGCCGUCAGCCGCGCCCCCCACCACGUGUACACGUGCGGCUCGGGCUACAUCAGGGUGUGGGACGACAGCGCUCUGCACGCCUUCGACAGGACCCCGAAGGCCCAGCUGGACUUUCAGAACCGGCAGAACCGGGUCCUCACCUGCAAGCUCUUCCCUGACGAGCAGAGCCUCAUCACCGGAGGCGUGGCGCAGACGCUGACGCUCUGGGACCUGGCGCCCACACCCCAGGUCAAAGCACAGCUGGCCUCCACAGGCCCCAUUUGCUAUUCCCUGGCCGUCUCCUCGGAUGCCCACAUCUGCUUGGCUUGCUUCAAAGGAUUUGUGGAGAUCUGGGAUGUGCAGAACCAAAUCUUGAUCAGGAAACAUGAAGUGCCCGUCUAUGGCUCCCGCUGUGUGGACAUCACAGGCCACAAGUUCUGGACGGGUGGUGAAGACACCAUCUUGUAUUCCUGGGACCUGAGGAGUUACCAGAGGCUGCAGCAGCAUCACUUAAGUAAUGAGAUCCUCUGCAUAACGCAUGACCCCGGUGAGGAGUGGGUGUUAGCGGGCCUGAAAAUGAGUGACAUUGUAAUCCUGCACGCUCAUCGAGAUGAGAAGUUUAAGGCUGUGAUACAAAGAUACACCCAUCACCACAACCUCAAGUUUGCUUCCAGUGGGACCUAUUUUGUAUCUACACAAGAUGAAUCCGUCCAUUGCAUAGAGGCCCCGAGUCUACAAAGGUUGUUUCAGGCAGAGGAGUCUUCGGACAUUCUGUGUUGUGAUAUUUCCUCGGAUAACAAGUAUCUGGUCACAGGCUCCAAGAAUACCGCCACAGUUUACCAGCUCUUGUACUGA